Molecule: messenger RNA, 2101 nt
Organism: Abrus precatorius (Indian licorice)
Lineage: Eukaryota; Viridiplantae; Streptophyta; Magnoliopsida; Fabales; Fabaceae
Product: inosine-5'-monophosphate dehydrogenase
Exons: 4
Coding region: 31-1539 (502 amino acids)
Biological process (GO): GTP biosynthetic process
Cellular component (GO): cytoplasm
Molecular function (GO): IMP dehydrogenase activity
Source: RefSeq, a predicted model, not a curated record
ACCCUUUUUACUCUUCUUCGGGGAGCAGAAAUGGACUUCCCUCCGCCGCCGAUCGAGGAUGGUUUCACGGCGGAGAAGCUCUUCAACCAGGGAUUCUCUUACACUUACAACGACGUCAUCUUCCUCCCUCACUACAUCGACUUCGCCGCCGACGCCGUCGACCUCUCCACCCACCUCACGCGCCACCUCCCUCUCUCCCUCCCCCUCGUCGCAUCCCCCAUGGACACCAUCUCCGAAUCCGCCAUGGCCGCCGCCAUGGCCUCCCUCGGCGGCAUCGCCAUCGUCCACUCCAACACCUCUCCCUCCUCCCAAGCCUCCUUCCUUCGCGCCGCCAAGUCUCGCCGUGUCCCCAUUCUCUCCGACCCCGUCUUCUGCUCCCCCUCCGCCGUCAUUGAGCACGACGACGACUUUGCUGGCUCCCCCUUCUUCCUGGUCACCGACACGGGCAACGCCAAGGGGAAGCUUCUUGGCUUCGUCGCAAAGCGCGAUUGGACAAAUCAAAACGAGAACAGCAUGAAAGUUAGGGAUUACAUGUCGGCACCUCCGGGCACGGUGCCGUGGAACGCGGACAUGGCACAACUUAGGGAAGUGAUUGAAAAGGAAAAGAGAGAUGGUGUGGUGCUGGUGAGGGAUGAUGAGGUGGUGGAUUUGGUGACGAAGGAGGAGGUGGAGAGGUUGAGGGGGUAUCCGAAGUUGGCGACGGCGGGGUCGGUGGGGCCGGACGGGGAGUGGAUGGUGGGGGCGGCGAUAGGAACGAGAGAGGAAGAUAAGGAGAGGUUGGAGCAUUUGGUGAAGAGUGGGGUGAAUGUUGUGGUGUUGGAUAGUUCUCAGGGGAAUUCAAUUUAUCAGUUGGAGAUGAUAAAGUAUGUGAAAAAGGUGUACCCUGAGCUUGAUGUGAUUGGAGGGAAUGUUGUUACUGCGUAUCAGGCUGAUAAUCUGAUUCAGGCUGGUGUAGAUGGGUUGAGGGUUGGUAUGGGUUCUGGUUCUAUUUGUACCACCCAGGAAGUUUGUGCUGUUGGGCGUGGUCAGGCAACCGCUGUUUACAAGGUCUCAUCCAUUGCUUAUAAAAGUGGUGUUCCUGUGAUUGCUGAUGGUGGCAUUUCAAACUCCGGUCACAUUGUUAAGGCUUUGUCAUUGGGAGCAUCCACUGUUAUGAUGGGAAGUUUCUUGGCUGGUAGCAUGGAGGCUCCUGGUGCUUAUGAAUAUCAGAAUGGUCAACGUGUCAAAAAGUAUAGAGGAAUGGGCUCCCUAGAAGCUAUGACUAAAGGGAGUGAUGCAAGGUAUUUGGGUGAUACAGCAAAGCUAAAAAUUGCUCAGGGUGUUGUUGGAGCCGUUAAAGAUAAGGGUUCUGUCUUGAAUUUCUUACCCUACACCUUGCAAGCAGUGAGGCAAGGGUUUCAAGAUAUUGGCGCCUCAUCACUGCAAUCUGCUCAUGACCUUCUAAGAUCCAGGGUGUUACGAUUAGAGGUCCGGAGUGGAGCAGCACAGAUUGAAGGUGGAGUCCAUGGGUUGGUUUCCUAUGAAAAGAAAUACUAUUGAAGUACGAAACCAUCCACAAUGAUAAGCUACACUAUAGCGUAAAAGAAGGAAACAUGCCGUUAUUGGGUUGGUUGCAACUUGCUGCGACUAUGUUCAGCGAAAUAGCAGUUUAUGUCAACAUAACAUAGUGGGACAAAACAAUUUCCGAGGCUAUGAAGGAAGAGACCCCUGUGAUUACGGGAUCCGGAUCCCCUCAUUUUCUGGCACAAACAUGAGGAUCAUGGUGCUGUAUUUUUGUAUUUUAUUUUUUACUUAAGCGAAAAUGCAAAAAUUCAUAAGCUAAGAGUCAUGUAUCAGGAGAGAAUCCUUUUCCAUUUUUCAGUAUUAUCCAUUAGAUUUUUUGUUCUGUCAAAUUUGUCGGACUUUCCUAACUAUAUUUCAAGUGGUUUUCUACCCUAUGUAGUUAAUGUAUUUGUAAGCUUUUAUGCGGCUAAAACUUUUGGGAGGGAACAAUAUAAUGUACCUUGUAAGUGAGAAAGAGAGAGAAAAGUAAGUUUGGUGUUACUGGAACAGUGAUAGACUGAAUCUUGCUUAUUUCAAGAGUUUUCUGAUUCUCUUGUAU